GAGGUCGGCAUUUGAAAGAUGUUGGGUUAUUUUCGGAGAAUCGCAAGAGAAUGUGUACAAGGAAGCAAUGUCUUUGGAUAUACAGAGUAGAGAGCUAUGAGACUUUGAGAGCUUGAGAGCUUGUCGUCAUCAUCAAUCGAUUGAGAUGACGCUCCGCUGGCCCUCCGGGGGCCACUGCCGUGGAGGCAGACUAUUUUCAACAUGAUUACAUAUGCGUUCUGAUAUUAUACGCACAGGUGCGUUGUGUUGGACCUGGAUUCAGAGCAUAGUUUUAUCUUUGUGUGCAGGUUAAUGAUGUUUUGCUACUCGAAAAGCAUUCAUUCAUUGAGAGUGGCUAGGUCAAGAGGCUUGGCCUUCUAACUUACAAACUCAUCACAUCCUCUGUCUUCUACAGAGUCACAUACUUCCCAUAGUUGGGAAUGAGCUUACUUUCUCUAUAAUCAGACCAAAUCUCCAAGGUGGAUGACAUGGUAUCAUCACGAAAGUUCAGGUUUCAUCUAGAUUACAAUACCCAGGUGCUCAAACACAAUCCAGGCGAGCCAGGGAAUCUCUCGGCAAGCUUUAGAUAUUAAUCUAUUGCGUCCUGAAGUCCUUCCGAAUUCCAUGUAUACCCGAGCCUACAACCGCUCACCCGAAAUAUAUAUCCCACCUCACCACUUGACCCAGCAACAAUUCUUUACUUUGAGCAAGUGCUUCAAUUUCAAGAUCUAGUGGUCUGAUUGGCACGCUUGAAACGUUGUGUCGUUGAUCUAAUUCUACUCUUGGUUCGGAUAAAAUGGAAGAAACGUGGGGGAACAUAGGUGGGGUUAUACAGGAAUAGCAAUAUCUACAACUUUGAAUAUCAGCCUAAAUGCAAAGAUCUUGUCUUCAAUUACAUAAAACGUAUAACCAUAUAAAUUUGAGCUUCGAGACGUGCGAACUUUCUCUUUAUUCUUAUGACUGAAAGUUCUUGCAGUAGGGAACUUUUUGUUGGCACUCUUAUUAUAGUCGUACAAGUUACCAAGCUGCUUCUCUCCCAUUUACAACAUGUCUAACGGCAUCCUUCGCGUCAAAGGCGACCAAAUCGUCGACAACUCUGGUAAAUCAGUCAUCCUUCGUGGGGCGGGUCUAGGAGGAUGGAUGAACAUGGAGAACUUCAUCACCGGUUUUCCAGCCCAAGAACAUCAGCAUCGAGCUGCCAUGUUAAAAGUCCUGGGCAAGGAGAAAUACGAGUUCUUCUUUGAUAAAUUCCUAGAGUAUUUCUUCAUGGAAGAAGAUGCCAAAUUUUUUGCUAGCCUGGGUUUGAAUUGUCUACGUUUGCCAUUCAAUUAUCGUCAUUUCGAAGAUGACAUGAAUCCUAGAGUUUUGAAAGAAAGUGGGUUCAAACAUCUGGAUCGUGUUGUUGAUCUUUGCGCCAAACAUAAAAUCUAUACAAUCCUCGACAUGCAUACUGUCCCUGGCUCGCAAAACCCAGAAUGGCAUUCCGAUAAUCCAUCAAACUAUGCCUCUUUCUGGGACCAUAAAGAUCAUCAAGAUCGUACAAUAUGGUUGUGGUCGCAAAUCGCCGCCCGCUACCGCGAUAACCCAUGGGUAGCAGGUUAUAACCCCAUCAACGAGCCCUGCGAUCCCCAACAUCAUCGUCUCCCAGAAUUCUACACCCGUUUCGAAUCCGAAAUUCGCCAAAUAGACCCCAACCACAUUCUCUGGCUAGACGGAAAUACCUUCGCCAUGGAAUGGAAACACUUCACCACCAUCCUUCCCAACUGCGCCUACUCACUACACGACUACUCAUCCAUGGGUUUCCCGACCGGCACCCCCUUCACCAAUUCCCCCGCCCAAAUCGAGCAACUCGAAUCGAGUUUCCUACGUAAAUGCAAAUUCAUGCAUACCCACUCCGUUCCCAGCUGGAACGGCGAAUUCGGUCCCGUCUACGCCGACCCAUCUCUCGAGCCCAACGCCUCGGAAAUAAACGCCCAGCGCUACUCUCUCCUGGGCGCCCAACUACAAAUCUACGAUAAAUACCAAAUCCCCUGGAGUAUCUGGCUCUACAAAGAUCUCGGACUCCAAGGCAUGGUAACCACAUCUCCCUCCUCCCCAUAUAACUCCCUCAUAUCCUCCUUCGUUGAAAAGAAACGCGCUCUCCAGCUCGAUCUAUGGGGGCCCCCUGCUUCCGAAUCGUUAGAUAAAGCAUUAGAUCCGCUCGUAAAGUGGAUCGAAGAAAAUGCUCCAAAGGCCAAAGAAGAAUAUCCGACAACAUGGGGCAUUCAAAGACAGAUUUUGAGAGGAGUAGUACAAACAUACGCAGUGAAAAGUUUUUCGGAUGAGUUUGCGGAGCUUUUUAGAGGGCUGGAUGAAAAUGAAUUGGAUGCUUUGGCGGGAAGUUGGAAAUUUGAGAACUGCAUGCGCAGAGAGGGAUUGAAUAAGGUGUUGAGUGAUUUUGCGCAAGUGAGGAGAAGAGCUGAGGGAGAGUGAAGAAAUUUUGUGAUAUAGUGCUGUCGGCCAUACAGUAGGCUGGCCCCGUAUUCAUUUUGACUGCUUUUCUACAGUUGUGAUAUAUCGCUUGUUUCAAAAGUGAAGCUCGCUUUCCUAAACCUCAAAUUUACCAAUCGAGGAGGAAUCAAAAGCUAGCGCUUCCACCUUUACCACUCCAACUCCUCUGCUUCUCCACCGUCCACUAAGGUGUAGACAGAGCUUCAAAGUUGAUGUGAGGUAUAUGUAAUAAAAGCGAUGAGACUGCCUUACUACACGAACACCUGUGAAGUUGGCGAUCCUGCCAUUUCUUUAUAAAAUUGGAACAUAAUCAAUCAUCUUUCAUGCCCACAAUCGACCGUUAAAAAAAUGUCUAUUAUACGCUUGAACUGUUCCAAUCAUCCUCAAACCCCCGCUAGUUAUAUACAAUCCGCUGAUCUUUUCUCAAAGAACAAGAAAUAAAGACAUACAGUUAUUCGCCAAGCCCAGCCCAGCCCCUGGGAAAAUCUGCCCGUUUUAGAGAUCGUACCCCUCUGCUCUUUCUUUUCCUUUACGAGAAGUAAAUACCGUCUCCAGCUCAAUAGUGGAAGCCUCGCCUGCCCCGUUAUUAUCAUUGUCAUCUGUGUCAGCAUGACCAUCAUUAUCCAUGUUAUGUUCUCCAUGUACAUUAUCCUCAUCAUUGUUAUCCGUCUUGCCAAUAAGGGGCUGGUAUUCCUCAUCCGAUUCAGCAGCAUCAACAUUCGUUCCUGCACUAUUGCCCUCCCUAGACUCAACUCCCCCCUCAUUAUCUUCUGUCUCGCUAGCAAGAGGCUCGCAUCCCUCGCUUGUUUCCGCAACCUC
This is a messenger RNA of Botrytis deweyae, 3288 nucleotides long. RefSeq lists its product as uncharacterized. NCBI's taxonomy places the organism in Eukaryota, Fungi, Ascomycota, Leotiomycetes, Helotiales, Sclerotiniaceae. Bases 1027 to 2451 code for a protein of 474 amino acids. Gene Ontology annotation, molecular function: beta-glucosidase activity. Gene Ontology annotation, cellular component: extracellular region; cell surface. The record is from RefSeq and is a predicted model, not a curated record. Gene Ontology annotation, biological process: glucan catabolic process. The transcript is spliced from 2 exons.